AUGGAAGACAAGGUCAUCUCAAAACAGAGCGAUAUUCUCGAUGCUGCUCUCCAAUAUCUCUAUUCCAGCAACGAAUGCUAUACUGGCUCGGGCGGCUCUGUUACGCUGAGUGAGGCCGACACCAGCUUUGCUAAUGUCAUGAGCCUCGGUAGUGUUACGGACUCUACAUUCAAGUCCACCGAUGGUGGUAUCACCUGCAACACCGACAGAAUUACAGUCUCAAGCAUUAACUUCGACUCUUCGUCUGACACUGUGGUUGACUAA
Molecule: messenger RNA, 264 nt
Organism: Penicillium daleae
Lineage: Eukaryota; Fungi; Ascomycota; Eurotiomycetes; Eurotiales; Aspergillaceae
Exons: 3
Coding region: 1-264 (87 amino acids)
Source: RefSeq, a predicted model, not a curated record